Pocillopora verrucosa is the source of this 858-nucleotide messenger RNA. Its product is annotated as adenosine receptor A2b-like. Gene Ontology annotation, molecular function: G protein-coupled receptor activity. Gene Ontology annotation, cellular component: plasma membrane. Gene Ontology annotation, biological process: G protein-coupled receptor signaling pathway. The record is from RefSeq and is a predicted model, not a curated record. Lineage: Eukaryota; Metazoa; Cnidaria; Anthozoa; Scleractinia; Pocilloporidae.
AUGGCAAAUGUUGAAGCCCUAUCCACUUCAAAGUACAUCAUUAUCGUCGUGAACGCCUUCACAGCAUUUACAGCAAUCGUUUUCAAUAGUUUAACAAUUCAAGCCAUAAGGAAAACUCCCUCUUUACCAAAACCUCUGAAAACGUUGCUGUUGAGUCUUGCCGUUUCUGAUGUCGCUGUUGGUUUAAUUGCUCAGCCUUUCUUCAUUGUGAACUUGAAUAUUUUCUUCAAAACUCUUCCCAAGAUGUUGUGGGUAAUCCAAUUGGCACUCGCGAACGCUUCGUUCCUCGGUAUCGUCGCUCUAAGUUUGGACAGAUUCCUAGCCGUUCAUCUUCAUCUUAGAUAUCAGGAACUUGUGACUCACAAGCGCAUUCUUGGUCAGGCAAUUUCAGCAUGGGUGUUCAGUGCUCUUCUUCCACUCUUUUACGUUUGGAUCGAUGAAAUAAAAAAGCUUAUCAAUAUCACAAUCAUCAUUUGGAGUCUAUGCUUCAUUUUCAUAACUGUUAUAAGCGUCAGACUUUACUUUGCAGUUAGACACCAUGCAAACCAGAUUCAAGCUUUACAAGUACAACAAGCAGCACAGAAUGGUGACUUGGCAAAUGCCUCGAGGCUGAGGAAAUCUGCGGUCAGCAUAUUUUAUGUAUAUUUUGUGUUUUUAGCCUGUUAUUUGCCAUUUUAUUGUACUUUUCUUGCCGGAGAAAUAGUUAAGGACUUUUUAAUUUCGAAAAAUUUGUUUUAUUUCUCUCACACACUAAUGUUUAUAAAUUCAACUCUAAAUCCAGUAAUUUAUUGCUGGAAAAUGAGAGACAUCCGACGAUCUAUCAAGGACAUAUUGCGAAAUAUAUUUCGCAGAACUUAA